GGGGGGUUUGGCGGGGUGAAAGGUUGCGAAGAUGGCGACGGCCUUGAGCGAGGAGGAGCUGGACAAUGAAGACUAUUACUCGUUGCUGAACGUGCGCAGGGAGGCCUCUUCUGAGGAGCUGAAAGCUGCCUACCGGAGGCUGUGUAUGCUUUACCAUCCUGACAAGCACCGAGACCCAGAGCUCAAAUCACAAGCAGAACGACUGUUUAACCUUGUUCACCAGGCAUAUGAAGUGCUCAGCGACCCCCAGACCAGAGCCAUCUAUGACAUAUAUGGGAAGAGAGGACUGGAAAUGGAAGGAUGGGAGGUGGUGGAGAGGAGGAGAACGCCGGCUGAAAUCAGGGAAGAGUUCGAGCGGCUGCAGAGAGAGAGGGAGGAGAGGAGGCUGCAGCAGCGCACCAACCCCAAGGGGACCAUCAGUGUUGGCAUCGAUGCCACUGACCUUUUUGAUCGCUAUGAAGAGGAGUACGAAGAUGUGUCCGGAAGUGGUUUUCCGCAGAUUGAAAUCAACAAGAUGCACAUAUCCCAGUCCAUUGAGGCACCCUUGACAACUACAGACACAGCCAUCCUCUCCGGAAGCCUCUCAACCCAAAAUGGGAAUGGAGGGGGUUCCAUUAACUUCGCGCUUAGACGAGUCACUUCCGCAAAGGGAUGGGGAGAGUUAGAAUUUGGAGCCGGGGAUCUGCAGGGACCUUUAUUUGGUCUGAAGCUGUUCCGUAAUCUCACCCCAAGAUGCUUUGUGACGACAAACUGUGCUCUGCAGUUUUCAUCCCGUGGAAUCCGGCCUGGCCUCACCACUGUCCUAGCCCGGAACCUGGACAAGAACACAGUGGGCUACCUGCAGUGGCGGUGGGGUAUCCAGUCGGCGAUGAACACGAGCAUCGUCCGGGACACCAAAACCAGCCACUUCACUGUGGCCCUGCAGCUUGGAAUCCCUCACUCCUUUGCACUGAUCAGCUAUCAGCACAAAUUCCAGGAUGAUGACCAGACCCGCGUGAAAGGAUCCCUGAAGGCGGGCUUCUUCGGGACGGUGGUGGAGUACGGAGCAGAGCGCAAAAUCUCCAGGCACAGCGUCCUAGGCGCAGCUGUCAGCGUUGGAGUCCCUCAGGGCGUUUCUCUCAAAGUCAAGUUAAACAGGGCCAGUCAAACUUACUUCUUCCCUAUUCACUUGACGGACCAGCUUCUUCCCAGCGCCGUGUUCUACGCCACCGUGGGGCCGCUCGUCGCCUACUUCGCUCUUCACCGUCUGGCCAUCAAACCGUACCUCCGGGCGCAGAAAGAGAAGGAGUUGGAAAAGCAGAGGGAAAGCACAGCCACUGACAUUCUGCAGAAGAAACAAGAGGCAGAAGCUGCCGUCCGACUGAUGCAGGAAUCUGUCCGACGGAUAAUUGAGGCGGAAGAGUCUAGAAUGGGGCUCAUCAUCGUCAACGCCUGGUACGGGAAGUUCGUUAACGACAAGAGCAAGAAGAGUGAGAAGGUGAAGGUGAUUGACGUGACUGUGCCCCUGCAGUGCCUGGUGAAGGAUUCGAAGCUCAUCCUCACAGAGGCCUCCAAGGCAGGGCUGCCUGGGUUCUACGACCCGUGCGUAGGUGAGGAGAAGAACCUGAAAGUGCUUUACCAGUUCCGAGGCGUCCUGCACCAGGUGAUGGCGCUGGACAACGAGACGCUUAGGAUACCAAAGCAGUCUCACAGGAUCGAUACAGAUGGAUAAACUGCUUGAGAAACCAGAUUUACAAGAGGCUGCAAAAAAUCCUUUCCUAGGAGUCUACAAAUUCAGAAGCAGGGAAAAAAUCCAGACAUCAGAUGUGUUUAUUUUAUAUUAUUCCUGUAGAAGGUGGUACCAUAUCAAUUAUGUGGAGGGACACAGACACCCCGCUUUCACGGGUGCUGUAGGUAGGACUGAGGCAGCCCCACCUGGACCAGAACCGCAGCACGGCCUGUGGCUGUUUUCCCAAGGAUCAUGUCCCUGGAGGGGAAGGGCCCUGAGCCCCCGUCCCCUGGGCUCCUGAGCCUGCGUGCUGACUGCAGCCACCCAGUAGCGCUCGGUCUGUCUCGAGGUGUUGAUGGAACAUCCUGCCCUCACACGUAGGACUGUGAACUACUUUUCCUAAAAUCCACACUGAGCAUGGAAAACAAAAUGGAAAGGAAGGAAGUUGUUCUCGUGAGCACAGUUCUCCAGAACAAGUGAGCAUCUGUUCGGUCAGCUUCCCCAAAACCACUUUUUCCUGAUGAAAUAUUACUCAGUGGAUCUGGAGAGGAUUGUGUGGGUUUAUAAAUCUGCUUUUUAUCUGAGAA
Molecule: messenger RNA, 2295 nt
Organism: Ailuropoda melanoleuca (giant panda)
Lineage: Eukaryota; Metazoa; Chordata; Mammalia; Carnivora; Ursidae
Gene: DNAJC11
Product: DnaJ heat shock protein family (Hsp40) member C11
Exons: 16
Coding region: 32-1711 (559 amino acids)
Biological process (GO): cristae formation
Source: RefSeq, a predicted model, not a curated record